CUCUAACAUCGCCGACCGCCAACUAACGGCCAAGUGUCGGAGGUGAGGGGAAAAAAUUGGGAUUGGAAACGGCCAAACUAUUUUGGAACCGUCACAAUUUGAGUUGGUGCUCUCAAGAGUGGAGACUUUCACUCGGAGGGACCUAGGGACUUGCCAGCUCUUUCUUGAUUCCCGUACACGUGAGAAUUUGAAUCCAAACCAAAUAUAUUGUGCGAAUUGGUGGAGGUGAGCUUUGAGUUAUGAGGAUCCGGGAAUCCCUCGAGUCAGCUGUUGCCGCGAGAGCCGGUUCAAAGUGAAUUCAGUGAGUGAAAGAGAGCAUCCUUCCCCGCCUCCCUUCAGUCAAGAUCAGCCAACACCUCUGUUGGCCAAAUAAGGACUCGCACGUGGACCAUCAGGCCUAGAGUGUGCACCAUGGCUAAGAUAGCCUCUGUGGACAAGCAAUCGCUUCUCCAAUACUUUGUGAUCCUGAUCCUUCUUCGAGAUGCAUGGUGUAUGUUUGGCAAUAAGCUCUACCGACAAAAAGAGGUGAACUAUCGACAGGAGGAGAAGAAAAUCUUGGACUCGGUCCUCGGGGUGGAUGUGUACGAUAAAAGAAUCCGGCCAAGUGGACUCAACAGCACCGAAUCCGCCACCCUGGUGGACGUCAAUAUUUUCAUUCGAAGCUUCUCGAACAUCGACGACGUCAAGAUGGAAUACAGCUUCCAAAUCACACUCCGACAGCAAUGGAACGAUGGAAGACUCCAGUUCAAGAACCGGCUCCGGGGAAUGGAAGAUAAAAUCCGCUACUUGACCAUGACCGACGCCGCGAAGGUGUGGAUGCCGGACACGUUCUUUCGGAACGAGAAAAUCGGGCGCUUCCACAACAUCCUCCAAUCCAAUUUAUACGUGCGAGUGUUUCCCAAUGGAGAUGUGCUCUACUCGAUCCGCGUCUCGCUGACUUGCGCCUGUUCCAUGCACUUGGCACUCUUCCCUUUGGACAAGCAAACAUGCAAUUUGGAUGUGGCAAGCUAUGGAUGGACUAUGAACGACUUGAUCUACAGAUGGAAAGAGACAAAUCCCGUGCAAAUGGUGGCCAAUUUGUCUCUGCCUGGAGGAUUCAAAUUGGAUGGCUUCGGGAACCAGAACUGUGAUGUCAAAACAGCUACAGGUGCUUACAGCUGUCUUCGCGUGGAACUGACCUUCGCUCGUCAACUCUCGUUCUUCAUCGUGACCAUUUACGUUCCCUGUUUUAUGAUUGUGGUUGUCUCCUGGUUCUCGUUUUGGAUCGAUCACAAGGCGGUGCCGGCCAGGGUGUCAUUGGGCGUGACCACGCUCUUGGCCAUGUCCACCACUCAAGCCUCGAUCAACAGUUCCUUGCCACCCGUCGCCUACACCAAAGCCAUUGACGUAUGGAGCGGCGUGUGCGUGACCUUUGUGUUUGGCGCUCUUUUGGAAUACGCGCUAGUCAACUACGCAUCACGGUCUGAUGCACAACGCUUGGCCAAACAGAAAGAAGCCAAGGAACGGGAAUUGGAACACGCAGCAUUUAGUGCCGACAGAAUCGAGGAAGGUGGAUUCCCAAUGUCCAUGGACCCCUUGAUGCGGCGAAUCGAAGGAGCCCCCAUGGUUCCUCCAGGCGCUCUCCUCCAGCCUGAAAUCCCCGUUCAUCGUCGCCACAACCGCUUCUUCGACUACUUCCGCAACAUUCAAUUCAGGGCCAAGAUGAUCGACGUCAUCUCCCGAGUUCUGUUCCCAGUCACCUUCAUGUUCUUCAACGUGAUCUACUGGUCCUACUAUCUCACCCAAGAGAGCGAGACCAGCAAGGUCAAGUAGAGAGACUCGCUCUUACUACCUUGGUCUGCCAAACACGAAGGCAUCCAUUGAGGUUAACGAAUUUGGAAAAUUGUGAUAAAUGGCUUAUUGCAUCUCACUUCUGGGCUGACUCGAGUAUUACUUCUAUGUUGAACCUGCUCAAAAAUGUCACGUUUCUUCUUACAUUCAAAAUUGUUCAUUUGUAGCUUUAUAUGAUGAAUGAGAAGAUUGCCAAAACAACGUACCAGUAUAAACACAUCCCUGGAAGUCAUCGCGAUCCAUUUGGUGCUCUAAAGAACUCAAUAAGCGAUAGUAUUAACGAAAAGAACGCGAGAUUUUGCCAUGAACGUGAAAGAAGAUGAAUUGAGACAGAAAUUGUCAUCUUGAAUUUAUACUCCUUGUGAAAGAAGUGGCACUAAUGUUCUCCGACUAUUGUGAUAAAAGACGAUAGAAAAAAACGGAGACAACGCACUCUCUUUUCACAUGUAUUAUGAAGCGAUGGUGUUUCCUCCUUUUUCCUGCAGCAAUUGAUCAACUAUAGUUGAUGUACAUUGGCAUCACUACUUUUAAAUCGGUUGGAACCAUUCAAAUUCGACAGUGGACAACAAUGGACAACCAAUCAAUAUCUAGAUGUUGACAUGAAUUAUGUACGGAGUAAAGAGAAAGAAAAAAAGCGAUACAAAAAUUGUUGCAUCUUGAAACCAAGAUACCUGUUCGAGUCAUGUUUCUUAUAUAAAAAAUAUUAGAAAGUGAAAUAAAUCUGAAUGUCGUGGAAACGUUUUUCUAUUUAUAGAGCUAGUUCUACUUACUAAGUGAAUAGAUCAAUUAGAUACUA
This is a messenger RNA of Tigriopus californicus, 2626 nucleotides long. Its product is annotated as glutamate-gated chloride channel-like. NCBI's taxonomy places the organism in Eukaryota, Metazoa, Arthropoda, Copepoda, Harpacticoida, Harpacticidae. Gene Ontology annotation, cellular component: membrane; synapse; neuron projection. Gene Ontology annotation, biological process: signal transduction; chloride transmembrane transport; nervous system process. Gene Ontology annotation, molecular function: neurotransmitter receptor activity; extracellular ligand-gated monoatomic ion channel activity; transmembrane signaling receptor activity. The transcript has 11 exons. The record is from RefSeq and is a predicted model, not a curated record. Bases 412 to 1812 code for a protein of 466 amino acids.